Messenger RNA from Capsella rubella, 660 nucleotides. RefSeq lists its product as uncharacterized. The transcript has a single exon. The record is from RefSeq and is a predicted model, not a curated record. The coding region runs from base 1 to 642 and encodes 213 amino acids. NCBI's taxonomy places the organism in Eukaryota, Viridiplantae, Streptophyta, Magnoliopsida, Brassicales, Brassicaceae.
AUGCGAGGGAGCGAAGUAAAAUGCGAGAAAACAAAAGUGCGUUUGUGCUUCGAUGAAAGAGGAGGAGGAGGCAGCGUUUGGAAGAAAUGCUCAAGACACGACCUUCACGAAUUCGGUUUUGUCUGCGUUGGCGGCGUUUGUCCUUACUGCCUCCAGGAACGCCUCUCAUCUCUCUGCCCUGAGUGUGCCCACGUUCUUCCAUGUUCGUGCACUCCACGCGCCUCCGUCUCUUCCUCCGCCGGUGGAGAAGGUGAUGUUCCGUUCGCCGGCGUCGGUUCGGUUGGCCGCGUUGCCAACCUGAUCGAAUGCGAACCGGCGUUUAGGAGAUCGACAUCGAUUGCGGUUCCGUCUUUCUGGUCUGCUAAACUGGAGUCGGUUUCGGAAACUGGUUCGGAUGUCAAACAGGAUCGUGGACGUUGGCUCUGGAGAUUGUUGAGAGGAGGAAACAAGGGAGACACGAAAACGAAGGAUGCCACGGUCAUGAAGAAGUCGAGAUCCGACGGCGGAGAAGUGCUAUUUUCUCCUGCGCCGGUGACUAGCAAAGGAAAUGGUUGGUACUUCCCAAGUCCGAUAAAGGUUUUCAGACAAUCAAGAGUCUCCAAGAUGAUUUUUCAGCAACGAUCUCCUUUGUACAGAGGCUAAAUAUUGAGUUUUCUUUAG